AGCUAGCUACGUAAAUAUGGCUGUCGGAAAGUGAGACGCAAAUGACAAUAGUCCCGCCUGAUCCGAAAACUACGUCUACAGGGGACCGAAAGGACACAUAAGUUAUAAACCAACAUGUCUCGGCACAGAAAUGUCCGAGGCUGCAACUACGAUGAAGAAAAGGCCAAGCUCACACCCAGGCAGAGUUGCUGAGGAGGCAAAGUGAAAGCCAUCGGCUGUGUCAAAAGUACGAGAAAUGUAUCAUGCACUCACUACUGCAAGCUGUACUCAUGUAUGGACCACAUGCGUGAGGUGCCGGGUGACACAGCGCCAGAGUCUGUCCUUACCCAGGUUGCCUUGCAGUGCGCCUUCGACCCCGAGAGAGCCCUGGACACCAUCCUAUCAGACGAGAGCACCGGAGCUCCGCCCCGGUCCGCUAAGACGGGUUCCGCAAGGCCCUUGGCGACGUUUGCCGAGGCGGGGAGCAGCAGCAGCCUGGCCCAGUUGAUGUCUGAGCAUGUUCAGAAGAGUCAGAGGGCGGGACUCCCCUCACUGUCCUCAUCUACUCUGGCUGUUCUUUCUGGCCUCUCAUUGGGCACUCUAGCGUUGUUAAACUCCAACUCCGCCCCCAUUGCUACAAGUCCCCCCAACCACCUUGCCUCCUCUUUGGGUAGCUUGUCCUUAGGCAACCGCAAACUGACAGCUCCGGGCGCCAAUAUGGCCCCUCCCUCCUUCGGCAGCCUGAGCUCCGUCCUCCAGAGCAGCCGACCAAUGGAGAUAGCGACUGGGGGAGGGGCUAAGGGGGCGGAUCCCAAAGGAAGCCCGUCAUUGGCUGAGCUGAUCCAGGAACAUUCCAACAGCAGCCCCACCCUCUACAGAACACUCCCCGGUCUCCACGGCAACACAGCUCAGACCGCCGCUGGACCAGCGCCAGCUCUCACACGCUCCCUGUCCCAGCUCCCACAACCCCCAGGACCUCUGAACACACACUGUUCCCCCCAGACCCAGAUCACAACAACACCAGAACCCCACGUCCUCCCUCUGUCUCUGUUGGCCUCUCAACGUCAGCCAGUAAGCACGUUGCCAGCGGCAGACCCAGACGGACAGGUAGUACCACCUCCUGGCCUACUGGGGGAGCUCUCUCCACUAGCCUCUCAGCAACACAACAGAACUUCCUCCGACACCCCACCAUCACUCUCCCUCGCCGCACUCCUGCCACCGGGGAAACCACAGCCAAGAAGUAUCCGAGAGGGUGGAGUCAGAGAUAAAUCCCGCCCCCUUUUGUCACCCACUCCCCUGAGUCCCCGCCCACCAUGGGGUGAUCAGAGUGUUGAUCUAAGUGCGCUCAUGGCCCAGUCGUCCCACGGUGGAGUGUUGUUCGCGUGUCGCCAUGACAAAGGCCUCUCCUCGCCGUCCGCGGUCGCCUUGAGGUCAGACCACCACCGCCACGGUUCCUCUGUGUUCGCUCGACCGUCCGUCUUCGCCCUGACCCUGUCGGUGCGUGCGCCCAGCCGGGGGAAGAGGAGGAGGAUGAUGAUGAUGAAGGAGGCUGUGGGAGAUCUGAGGUUAGAGGUCGGAGGAGGGGGUCACCCUGCGUUUCUGUACGGAACACAGACCCAGCUGGUCAAAGCUAAAGAACAGACGCCCCUCUUACCCAUAACCCCUUUCACCUUCGACACGCCCUCCCCCGACGACGUCGUACGAGCCAAUCAGAAGAAGGCCUUCACCCGCGAGUAAAGGUCACUAAGGAAGUGGACUGUCUGUUGCUAGGCUACGCCCCAAAUGGCACCCUACAUUACUUUGGUCUCUGUUUUAAAAGUAGUGCGCUGUUCAGGGAAUAGGGUGUCAUUUGAGACGAAACCAAGGUGCACGGAUUAAAGAACAACAACAGAGCUGUUGGAGGUUUUAUAAAAGAAAGGGAUUUAUUCAUUUUUUUAAACGGCUGUUUUUAAAGUUAUCUGAGAGUUGUAUUAAGAAAUGUGAAAGUGUUUUAUUUUUUUCUACUGUAGGCGAGGUAAGAUUUUGGAUAGUCCAGAUAGCAUGACCGUCUACAGACGGACUAUCAACAAAACUCUUUGUUGAUAAACAACUGCUUGCUAAGGUUACGGUAACGAGGAUUAGGAUUAGAGUAAGGGUUAGGAUUAGGAUUAGAAUAAGGGUUAGGAUUAGAGUAAGGGUUAGGAUUAGGAUUAGAAUAAGGGUUAGGAUUAGGAUUAGAAUAAGGGUUAGGAUUAGAGUAAGGGUUAGGAUUAGGAUUAGAAUAAGGGUUAGGAUUAGGAUUAGAAUAAGGGUUAGGAUUAGGAUUAGAAUAAGGGUUAGGAUUAGAGUAAGGGUUAGGAUUAGAAUGAGGGUUGGGAUUAAGAUUAGUAGAUAGUUUCCAUGUUACUAUCCAAAUGACGUGUUACCAGGGUUAGGGGUUAGGGGUUGAGGGUUAGGGGUGAGG
Molecule: messenger RNA, 2422 nt
Organism: Oncorhynchus mykiss (rainbow trout)
Lineage: Eukaryota; Metazoa; Chordata; Actinopteri; Salmoniformes; Salmonidae
Source: RefSeq, a predicted model, not a curated record